Messenger RNA from Lytechinus variegatus (green sea urchin), 2854 nucleotides. RefSeq names its product histidine ammonia-lyase-like. The record is from RefSeq and is a predicted model, not a curated record. Bases 160 to 2163 code for a protein of 667 amino acids. Gene Ontology annotation, biological process: L-histidine catabolic process. The transcript is spliced from 20 exons. Gene Ontology annotation, molecular function: histidine ammonia-lyase activity. Lineage: Eukaryota; Metazoa; Echinodermata; Echinoidea; Temnopleuroida; Toxopneustidae. Gene Ontology annotation, cellular component: cytoplasm.
UGUACACAAAACUUACAGUUCUCGAAUGCCAGACAGAACUCUCAAAGUCUUGGUCAUAGUAAAACCCUAUUUAAAACGCGAUACAUAUAUGUGGGAAUCAACGGGAGAAAAGACAAUUACAUUUGACUUUAUUCUGUUGAUCAAUAUUUGAGGAGCAAGAUGAAGAUCAACGUGAAAGUACGGGGAGAAUGGAUCCUUAUUCCUUGUAAAGACAACAACAACACGAUAUCAUGGUUGGGAAAGGAAACGCUUUCACGAUACCGUUCUAUGAAACAAUACGAUGAAGAAGAUGAUGUCUCCGAAGUCAGGAAAACUCAAGGAGGAAGUUUGCUCUAUCCAGAUGACCUACUUGUUGAUAUUCUGGAUGAAAAUGAUUUCGUCCAUGUCGUGUUGAAGUCAGAUCUGGCCAACAAGACAUGCCGAACUUCAUUCGACGGGAAUGGUUUGAAUGUAGGAUUUUCACCAGACUCUUCACAAAUAUCAAGUACUGGCGGGGCAGAUUCUCGUGAGAUUCUCUAUCUGGACGGAGGUAGUUUGACCUCUGAUGACCUUGUUAAACUUGGGAAAGGUCAAUAUCAGAUCAAGGUAUCACCAGUUGCUUGGGAGAAAGUAGCUAAAGCUCGAGAGCUUGUGGACAACAUCCUUAAAGAAAACAAAGUUGUUUAUGGCAUCAAUACAGGCUUUGGGAAGUUUGCACGAGUUGUGAUUGGACCUGAUAAACUGAAGGAACUCCAAGAGAAUUUGAUUCGUUCACAUUGUGUUGGUGUUGGUAGACCCCUAUCCCCAGAACACACCCGUAAGUUGCUAGCCCUGCGGAUUAACAUCCUAUCCAAGGGAUUCAGUGGCAUCUCGGUUCAAAACCUGGAGAAAGUCAUUGCUGCAUUUAAUGCUUCCUGUCUGUCUGUGGUGCCAUGCAAGGGAACAGUAGGAGCUAGCGGUGAUCUAGCUCCAUUAUCACACCUUGCGCUAGGCAUGAUGGGAGAAGGAAAGAUGUGGAGUCCAAAGAGUGGAUAUGCUGAUGCCAAAGAUGUUCUGAAAGCACAUGGUUUGACUCCAAUAGAACUUGGACCUAAAGAGGGCAUAGCUCUGAUAAAUGGCACUCAACUAAUCACUUCACUUGGAGCAGAAGCUGUUGAACGGGCAUAUGCCAUUGCUCAACAAGCUGAUGUGAUAGCUGCCUUAACCCUUGAGGUCUUGAAAGGAACAACCACUGCCUUUGAAAGUUGUAUCCAUCGUACUAGACCUCACAAGGGACAGAGAUUGGUUGCUAAACGAUUCCAAUCUAUUCUUCAUUCUGAUGUUCAUCCAUCAGAGAUAGCUAUCAGCCAUCGGUUCUGUGAUCGGGUCCAGGAUGCAUACACCCUCAGAUGCUGCCCUCAGGUUCAUGGAGUGGUGUGGGAUACAAUUGAAUUUGUCAAAGGCAUCUUGACCACCGAGAUGAAUAGUGCUACUGAUAAUCCUAUGGUGUUUGCAGACCAACACGAGAUACUGUCUGCAGGUAACUUCCAUGGAGAGUAUCCAGCCAAGGUACUGGACUAUCUUGCUAUUGGGAUCCAUGAACUGGCAAGCAUUAGUGAACGUCGUAUUGAGAGACUCGUCAACCCUCAUCUGAGUGAGCUUCCUGCAUUCUUGACCAAAGAAGCAGGUCUUAAUUCAGGUUUCAUGAUCGCACACUGCACUGCAGCAGCAUUGGUAUCAGAGAACAAGGUAUUGACUCACCCAAGCUCAGUUGAUUCUCUAUCUACUAGUGCUGCUCAGGAGGAUCAUGUCUCUAUGGGAGGUUUUGCUGCAAGAAAGUGCCUUGAAGUCGUUGAGCAUGUUGAACAAGUACUUGCUAUUGAGCUGAUGUGUGCCUGUCAAGGUAUAGAAUUCCUGCGACCACUGACCAGCACUGCACCUCUGGAGGCUGUUCACAAGUUGGUUAGGAGCGUUGUCCCACCUCUCGAGCGUGACCGUCAUCUUUCACCCGACAUGGAAGUCAUUACCAACCUACUCCGAGAAAAUAAGGUUUGGGAGGUGGUGAAACCAUACAUGGAUACUUACGAGUCUGAACAGCUUAAAGAGACCAAGGUCCAUUCCCCAACAUCUAGCAUUCUUGGGAAAACUACUCGCUCUAACAAACGUAAGCGAACCAAGAGUUUAAGCAAAGCAGAAAAGGCCUAAAAGAUGGAGACAUCAUGCCACGCCAUGUCUAAAACUAUGUUCCAUCAGAUUAUUUGACAUAGCAUUGAUAGUAAACACACAUUCCUGUAUUUCAAUAAUUUGCUGCUUUUUAAAUGUAUCAUCUUUGUAAGAAAUAAACUCCCUGUCGAUAACUUCUCUUCUGUGUGGUUUUUGUCCAUAGUUAUGAUAGUGACACAUAUAUGCGUACUUGAUGCAUUCCAAUUUUACAUUUAAUGCAAUAGUUUGCCAAAUAUUUGGUAAAACACAAAACCAGAACAUAUUUCCAUUCUUGUUUGAUGCAUGUAACAAGAUUUGUGUACCUUAAUGUCUUCCAAUUCAUGUUAUGGAUAAAAGCAUGCUGCCAAAGAAGUAUAUUGUGAUUUUUCUCUUCCAAAAAUAUAUUGUAAAUUUGCAAUAAUAAAUGUUUAUAAAAGAACAAGGCUGAAGAAUUGGCUGAAAACAUGUGCAGGUGUACAUAGAAGGCUAUAUAAAAGUGUACAAUGGCUGAAAACAAAUGCAGGUGUACAUAGUAGGCUAAAAAAACAAUGUACGUUGGCUAAACAAGUGCAGGUCUACAUAGAAGGCUGACAAAAUAAUGUACGAUGGCUGAAAACAAAUGCAGGUGUACAUAGAUAGGCUAGAAAAAUGGUGUACGAUGGCUGAAAACAAAUGCAGGUGUACAGAGAAAGCU